AUGUCGACCGCCACUGCAGCACCGCCAGCUACAGCAGGGACAAGUGAUGCUUCAAGAGGCGCCAACAGGCGGAGACGCCCGCGGAGAAACCCCAACACACCAGCAGAGCAGCAAGCGGAGGGACAGGGACAGGGACAGGUUCACGCUUUGGUCCCGUCGCAAGUCAUGUCGCAAAGAGGUGGGCGCAGUGGAAGGGGCCGUGGGGGCGCCAGAGGAGGGCAUACAGAACCUGGGACCCCCACAGCACCACAGACGGAGGCCGCAAACCACGAUGGUGCGCCUUCUACCAACCGCGGAGGCAGAGGCGGACGGGCGCGGGGCAGAGGACCCAGGUUUGGCCCACGACUGGCCGCUGGCGGGCGGCAAUUUGGUGGACAGUUGACUGCCGAGGACAACGGUGCUUCAGAAGCAGAUUCGCAGACAAGCUCGGGGCUACAGGCAGAUGCUCCUGCAUUCCAACCUGGCCAACCAAUUGCUCCCCGCAAGCAGCGAGCGCCACGCGAAAAGAAGCCGCAACUACCGAAGUCGAAUGCGCCAGAUAUCGCGACGCGAACACACGAGGACAUAGACAAUGGUCACUACGAAUGUGCUAUUUGCACGGAGGAUGUUAAGAGGCACUCGCGAGGUGUCUGGUCAUGUCGAACAUGCUGGACCGUAUUCCAUCUGGGCUGUAUCAAGAAGUGGUCCACAAACGAAGGCUCAGCAGCAGCUCGUCAGCAGGCUCAAGAUGGUGAAAUGCCACCCCCUAGGCAGUGGCGUUGUCCUGGAUGCAACUUGCCCAAGGAUACCCUACCCAAGAACUUCCACUGUUGGUGCGAGAAGGAGCUCGAUCCCAAGGCCUUGCCAGGAUUACCACCAUUCUCGUGUGGUCAGACAGCUGAGGAGAAGCAGAGCAGACAAUACCACACCGCAGCCGAUGGUAUUGCUGCCAUGGAGGAGUGGAUUGGCACGUUCGAAUGUCCAAAUCCUGCGGACAUCCAUGCGAGCAGCUGUGCCAUCAAGGAGAUUGCUCAGCCUGCUUCCAGAGAGUGUCCAUUGCCUGUAGGUGUGGACGUACGACAUCGACGUCGAUCUGCCAUCAAGGAUCCGAAGAGUCUCCACAGUGUAUGCGCAUCUGCCGAGUGUCUCUGA
This is a messenger RNA of Parastagonospora nodorum SN15, 1131 nucleotides long. RefSeq lists its product as hypothetical. Gene Ontology annotation, biological process: negative regulation of transcription by RNA polymerase II. The record is from RefSeq and is a predicted model, not a curated record. The transcript is spliced from 3 exons. NCBI's taxonomy places the organism in Eukaryota, Fungi, Ascomycota, Dothideomycetes, Pleosporales, Phaeosphaeriaceae. Gene Ontology annotation, cellular component: nucleus. Gene Ontology annotation, molecular function: RNA polymerase II transcription regulatory region sequence-specific DNA binding; DNA-binding transcription factor activity, RNA polymerase II-specific. Bases 1 to 1131 code for a protein of 376 amino acids.